This is a messenger RNA of Myzus persicae (green peach aphid), 3580 nucleotides long. Its product is annotated as gephyrin-like. The coding region runs from base 795 to 3521 and encodes 908 amino acids. Lineage: Eukaryota; Metazoa; Arthropoda; Insecta; Hemiptera; Aphididae. The record is from RefSeq and is a predicted model, not a curated record. Gene Ontology annotation, cellular component: cytosol; cytoplasm. Gene Ontology annotation, biological process: molybdenum incorporation into molybdenum-molybdopterin complex; Mo-molybdopterin cofactor biosynthetic process. Gene Ontology annotation, molecular function: molybdopterin molybdotransferase activity. The transcript is spliced from 19 exons.
AGUACUGCAUUAUGAUGAUAUUAUUAAGAGUACCUAUAUUAUGUUAUUUGUUCAUUGUUGGCCGUUCAUAGCCGGCAAUAAUUAAUAUUUUAUUAAUGGAUUAGCUACUUAUUCUUAAUGUACUUUGUACACAAAAUACUUGACCGAGUUGACUGGUUAGUGGCUAGGGGCUUCGUGAGUCGGCACUCGAGAGUUAAUCGGUGUCGAUAAAAAUUGCUUUCAAUUAUCUGUAAUUUAUAUUAAAUUAUUUAUCAAGACUAAUUAUGAUAUUCGACAUUUCCAUUGGAUAUUAUCUCACUGUAGAGCCACUCUCACAUUUCAUAAUAUAAUUUAUAUAAAACUUUGAUUUUUUUAUAUUAAAAUAUUACGUUGAACGAUAAACGGAUGAUAAUUUAAAUUGUUUAUUUCUUAACGUGUGAAUACAUAGGCAAGCAAUUAUUACAUAAAAAUAACUUUGUUAUUAGUUAGUUAUUAGUUAUUACUUACAUAUUUGUUGUAAUUAAUAAAGAGUUGCCUACACUACACGACAUUUAUUUCAUUAAAUAUGUGCUCACUUUAACUUUUCUUCUAUUAAUUUAAUGCAUUAAAUGUUUGAUUAUAAUACUGUUAACACUUUAACUAACUGUGUCAUUGUGUAAUAAACAUUAUUAUAUAUUGUGUAUAUAUAAUUAUAUUAACAUAUAUGUGAGAGUUAAAAAUCUAUUAUUGACUGAAUUAACUCAAACUACCUUUAAUAUAAUUGAGUUUUAUUUGUAUUUGCAUUUUAUUCAAUUACAUUUAUAACAUUCAUAAUUAUGGAUCCAAAAAAACCAACUAUAAAAGUGGGAAUAUUAACAAUUAGUGAUACUAGAACACCAUCAAAAUCUAACAUUGAUUCUUUCGACUCCAGUGGUCAAGAUUUAAUUAAAUUGAUCAAUGAUUCGAAUGUGAUUGAAUCGGCUAAAGUUGUAAAGUAUGAUUGUGUCACUGAUGAUUUUGAUCAAAUUCAGGCGAAAAUGACCGAAUGGUGUUCUGAAAGAAAAGUGGAUGUUUUGCUGAGUACAGGUGGUACAGGUUUCAGUGAAAGGGAUGUAACUCCUGAAGCAACUCUUGGACUUGUUCAAAAACUGACACCUGGUAUAAGCCAAGCAAUAAUGAACGAGAGUUUAAAAAUCACUCCAAUGGCAAUGCUUUCACGAGCAGUGUCUGGAAUAUAUGAAAAAACUCUGAUUAUUAAUUUACCAGGAAGCAGUAAAGCAAGUAAAGAGUGUUUAGGUGUGGUUGCCAGUGCCAUACCACAUGCUGUGUCAUUAAUUAAAGAUGAAAAAGAAAUUUCAAAACAAUUUCAUGAACAAUUGAAUUUCACAUCUAAUAACAAAUUAAGAAUUCCGGAUUGUGUGACAAAAAUUGCAUGUCGACACAGAGAAUCACAAUUUCCAAAGAUUUCCAUGAAAUCAGCUUUAACCAUUUUAAAAGAACAUGCUGUCAUACAAUAUACGGAAAAUAAUAAAAUUAAGUACCCUACUGUUUGGAUUUUUUCUACUGGUGAUGAACUUGAAAGCAAUAAAGAUUCACAUGGUGGUUAUAUCAGAGACACUAAUUCUGUUAUGAUAAAACAAAUAUUGGAACAAGACAACUUUAAGGGACAGAUAUUCAAUUAUGGAAUUAUAAGAGACAAUUGGAAUGAUCUUUGCAAACAUUUUGAAGAAGCAUUUAAUAACGCAGAUGUAUUAGUGACCAGUGGAGGAGUAUCGAUGGGCGAAAAAGAUUUGAUCAAACAUGUGCUCAAAGAUCACUUUAAAAGCCAAAUUCAUUUUGGAAGAGUUAAUAUGAAACCUGGAAUGCCAACUACCUUUGUGACACUUAUGUUUAAAGACAAAAAGAAAUAUAUAUUUUGUUUGCCUGGUAAUCCUGUGUCUGCUGGUGUAUGUACACAUUUAUUCUUAUUACCAUAUUUGAGAUCAGUAUCUGGAAAAGAAUUAAUUGUCCAUUCCUUAAAAGCAAAGUUAACACAUACUAUCAAAGGAUUGGAUAUUAGACCAGAAUAUCGAAGAGCAUUGCUUAAGUAUGAAAACGGAGAACUAUACGUGUCUUGUUUAACCAACUAUCAACAAAGUAGCAGACUUUUGAGUUUUAUCGACUCUAACUGUUUGCUCCAAUUGCCUUCGUCGUCAAAAACAGCAACUGUUGAAUCAAAUACAAUUAUGGAUGUUAUAUUAAUUAAAAGUAUAGAAAAUACAUAUAUUGCACCUAUAUUACAAGAAAUGAACUUAUGUAUUGAGAUAAUCAAGAAACAAGUCAUUUCAGGCAACACAAAAAAUGAAAAACCACUUCUCUAUUCAUGUAUAGAAGAUGUACUGCAUUUGAUGACAGAAAAUAUAUUUGUUGCUAAAACUGAAAUUAUACCAAAUGAUUUUGCUAUGGGUUAUGUUUUAUAUUCACCCAUUAAUUCUUCUGAAAAUUUACCACCGUUUCAAGCCUCUGUAAAAGAUGGGUAUGCUAUUAAGUAUGAAGAUUAUUGGCUUCAAAAGUCUAAUUUAUUUAAUGUUGUACAAGUGUCUGUGGCUGGUACUGUUCCCGGUUGUCAAAAACAGAUAGGACUAGGAGAAUGUGCACGUAUUAGUACUGGUGCACCUAUACCACCAAGAGCCAAUUGUGUAGUACAAGUUGAAGAUACAUCUGUUGAAACUAAGUCAUCUGAUGGAAAAGUUGAAAUUACUAUUGCUAUAUUAAAAGAACCUAAACUCUUUGAAAAUAUUAGAAAUAUUGGUUCUGACAUUUCUGUAGGACAACGUCUUCUAGAUCAAAAAACUGUUCUUGGUCCCUUUGAAAUAGCUUUGCUACGUUCUGUGGGUUGUGAAAAUGUGGAGGUGUACAAAUGUCCAUCAAUACACAUUGUUGCAUGUAAUGAUAAUUCGGCUUAUGCAAUAUCUCAUAAAUUAAAAAAUAUGUUGAAAGUGCCUGACUUUAAAGGAAAUAUAUUUAGCCAAUCAUUAUGUAAAAACUUAACCAAAUCUCCUGGACAAUUUGAUUUUGUAUUUGAUUAUGAUAAUCCUAUUAUUAUAUUUUGUGGAAAUGUUAAUGAAUUUUGUUAUGAUAAUGUUGAAUCACAUAUUCAUAUUAGUAACGAUACACGCAAGAUUUCACUUGGAUUUGGCAGAAUGUUGAUAGGAACUGACGAGAAAUCAGUAGUAUUUUUACACAUUAAUACAUGUGACUCAGAGUCUAUCUAUAACUGUGUACAUUUAUUUAUAUUGCCUUUUUUGAGAUACAUUACUGGCAGAAAAAAAAUUAUUUCUUCAAUAAAAACAAAAUGUACUAUGUCUUCAGAUUGCUUACCUACAGACAAAUUUGAAAAAGCCGAACUUCAUUACGAAGAUGGUGAAUUUAAGGUUACUUGUUUCACAAUGAACCAUCAAAGUUGUCUUGUAAAUAUGCCAUCUUCGUCAGAUGAAAUUAAUAUUAAGUUGAAAGGGGGGGAAAAAACUGAAUUAGAUGCUAUCAUCACUGAAAAUUCAAAUUCUUAUUUUAUUCAUUACUAAUUUUUUCUUUAAAAUGUUAUCACUUAAAAUAUAUAUUCUACUUGAUUACAAUAGUUUUA